CAAACAUUGCAUGAUUGCUCUGUUCGGACAAGCUGAACAUUCAGCACACACUGCAGAGAAGCGAUACUGCAGCAAGCUUGCCACUUGCAUUGCUAUCAGCACCUGAACUUACUACCUAUCUACUCAACCUGCUCAAGACCAGCAACUAACAGACACCCCGUAACCAGCCGCAAACAUGCAGAACCUCCUCCACAGCUUCAUCGAUCCCCUCCGCGACCGCUUCGCAACUAUCAACCACAACUCGGACUUCCGCAGCACUGGCCAGCUCACGCCAGAUGAGUUCCUCUCUUCGGGUGACUUCCUGGUCCACCGAUUCCCAAGCUGGAGUUGGGCCGAUGCCCCUCCCAGCCAGCGUGUCUCGUACUUUCCAGCCGGCAAGCAGUACCUCGUCACUCGGGGUGUGCCAUGCCGCAAGCGCAUCAAGGCCGAUGACUUCGCGGGCAAGGACAAUGAGGAUCAGCUCGUGCUGGACAUGCUGAAGGAAACGGGCGAAGAGGUCAGCGGCGAGGAUGACGGCUGGCUCAAAGCUGGCGGGGAUAGCAGCAGAGAGAAGGCCAAGAGUGCAGAUCUUGUCAAGGACGUUAAGACUGUCGACGAUGAUGGCAAGCUCGGCGCGGAGGAGCUCGAUGAGGAGGAGGAGAUUCCGGAUAUGGACGAUGAGGAAGACGACGAGGAAGCAAUCAUUCGCGAUCCAAGUUUUGGCAACAAGAAUGGCGAAGACUCAAUGCGAACCUACACCCUGUACAUCACCUACAGCCCCUACUAUCGCACACCACGUCUUUUCCUGCAGGGUUACAGCUCGUCACUACAGCCACUGCAGCCGUUAGCCAUGAUGGACGAUAUUGUGGGCGACUACAAGGACAAGACGGUCACACUCGAGGACUUCACCUUCGUUGACCCACCCAUCAAGACUGCAUCUGUUCACCCAUGCAAACAUGCCAGCGUCAUGAAGGUUCUGCUCGACCGGGCCGACGCAGCACUCAAACUUCGCAUCGAGAAGAUGAAGCACGGUGCCAAGCCAUCAUCCUCUGGCAUGGAGGGCCUUGUGGAGCAGACUAGUAAGCUCGACAUGAAAGAGAAAGACAAGACAUCAAAGGGCAAAGAGGGUGACUCUGAGUGGGAAAUGCUCUCGGCGGAUGGCAGUCAGGACGAGGAUGUCCAGGUUCCAGCCAUCCGCGUCGAUCAGUACCUAGUCGUGUUCCUGAAGUUCAUGGCUUCUGUCACCCCCGGCAUCGAGCACGACUUCACCAUGGGCGUUUGACUACGCCCGUCCCCAAAGACGAAUGGGGACGAGUGGGUUCAGCUGCGUGCUGGAUUAGAUUAUCCCCGAGAGGUUGACUGGCUAGAGAUUCGACGCUGCUUUGGUGGCAUGAUCAUGGCUGUAGGAAUGCCAUGAUGCAUUCUAGGUAUGCAUGGGACAUGGAAUCUCUAGCUGCCAGAUGCCAGACUGAAUUCAGUUGCAUAGCGAGGCGGCGCAAGGUUAGAAGGAUUGGGUUAAUGAGAGGCUCGACCUCAAUGACUGCAAGAUACCACAGCGACAAUGCAGAGACGCGACAUGAUGAAUGAAAGAACGAGUGAAGCAUGUCUUCCCGUAGUACACCAGUCUUCACACUUGACACUGAUCACACUUGACAGUCUGCUGUUCACGUCGAUAUGCAUCCCAUAGGCGUUGUUACCGUGAAGGCCGCGGGUAUCGAGGGGCUGUGACCUGGUGGGGCUGAUAGUUUGGCCUCAACCAGCGACCAAGUGCUGAAACAGCCAUUCUCCUUGCGGCCAGCCACAUGGCGCGUUUCAGAAUUACUCGAUUUAGAGAAGCCCACUCCACUCCGGCCUCCUGGAUGCCAUCUCCCAUCGUGUUUGCUGGCCUCACACUGGCCGAAAGCCCGUCCGUUCUCGAAGCGCAGAGCCUCGGCUGGAUGUCAGAGUCAGAAACGAAGCAACCCGAGGAUACAGACGACAUGUGCAUUAUGACCACCACCGACUGAGCAGAUGGCUCUAUCCGUCGACAUGUACAGUAAGUAGGACAGACGUGCUGCGGACUCCCGUUGUGACUAGUGGGUGGUCUGUGUCGGUCAAUUUCUUGCCACUUCAAGCUAGGAGCUAGGUAAUAACCCGUUGUCGUCGACGUUUGACUUGCUUCUAGCGGCGACGCAUCAUUGCAUUGAGAACACGAAGGCACGAUUGAAAGGGGACCGGUUCUAGGAGGUACUACUAAAGCCUGCUGUCAUGCACGAUCCGAAUGAACGCACGAUCUAUAGAACGGACACGUCCUCCUCAUCAUCAUCAUCAUCAUCAUCGUCC
This is a messenger RNA of Sphaerulina musiva SO2202, 2301 nucleotides long. Its product is annotated as Autophagy_C-domain-containing protein. The transcript has 2 exons. Gene Ontology annotation, cellular component: cytoplasmic ubiquitin ligase complex; cytosol. The record is from RefSeq and is a predicted model, not a curated record. Gene Ontology annotation, biological process: nucleophagy; autophagy of mitochondrion; autophagosome assembly. Bases 176 to 1261 code for a protein of 361 amino acids. NCBI's taxonomy places the organism in Eukaryota, Fungi, Ascomycota, Dothideomycetes, Mycosphaerellales, Mycosphaerellaceae. Gene Ontology annotation, molecular function: Atg8-family ligase activity.